Messenger RNA from Oxyura jamaicensis (ruddy duck), 1115 nucleotides. RefSeq names its product hepatic lectin-like. The transcript has 6 exons. The record is from RefSeq and is a predicted model, not a curated record. Bases 119 to 745 code for a protein of 208 amino acids. Lineage: Eukaryota; Metazoa; Chordata; Aves; Anseriformes; Anatidae.
GUUAAACGCUAACCUUUGGACCGAACGUCCCCAGAGGCACUGCGCGUCCUCUCCUCCAAACACUCUGAUGACCACGCUCCUACCGACGUGCUCCUAGGGCCAGCCAAAGCUCGUGGCGAUGGACGAGGAACAUCUCCACGAUGACCUGCACAUCUUUAAAGACAGAAGCUUCUUCCAGCAGAAGCUGAGGUCCUUUCUCACGAUUUACCUUCUGCUGGCGCUCUCCUUCUUGCUGAUGAUCACCCUGUUUGCGGUGUCGCUCUCCAGAGUUUCUGCCAUCUCUUCUAAACUCAACGAGGUGCACACGGAGAAGAAACAGAACUUUUCCAACAGGGAUUCCCUCUUGUUUCCCUGCGGACCCGAAGCCAGGGAGUGGGAAUACUUCGAUGGCAAAUGCUACUACUUCUCCAUAGACAGAAUGAGCUGGUACAAGGCAAAGACCCAGUGCGAGGAGAUGCACUCGCGCCUGGCCAUCAUUAACAGCUUCGCCAAGCAGAAUUUUGUCAUGUUCAGGACAAGGAAUGAGCGCUUCUGGAUUGGGCUGACGGACGGGAACUCGGAAGGGGAGUGGGAAUGGAUCGACGGGACCGACUACAAGAGCACGUUCACAUUCUGGAAGGAGGGCGAGCCCAACAACAGCGGCAACAACGAGGACUGUGCCCACAUCUGGACCUCUGGGCAGUGGAACGACGUCUACUGCACCUUCGAGUGCUACUACCUCUGUGAAAAGCCUGUGCCCAACUGAGCUGGCGCCGAGCAAAGCGGCGUGCCGGUGCCCUGGCACCCCAAAUGUGUCCUUUCUCUUCUUAAUUUAUACUAUCCUGCCCAUUUCCUGCUGGUUCCUCUCGACCGCCCUGUCCUGCUGGGGACAGGGAUGGACUUCCAUGGUCCUAAGCAGGAAUCCAGCUUCUCCAUGGGGAGCUCGGCCGAAUAAAGGAGGAUUAUUGCUCUGGAGCAAUGGUUAACGCGGCCUCUCUGCUCCAGGGAGGCCGAGCUGGGGCGGCGGCGGGCACUAAGGGGAUGCAGGGUGCGGGUUGAGCGCUGUGUCUGGGGAGUUGGUGCCAGCUCAGUUUUCCUAUCAGGGGAAAAAAAAAAAAAAAAAAUCGUCAUUUUGG